AUUGGCAAUAUCAGGAAGGAAUAAUCAAUAAAGAAAAGAAAUUGAUUCUUUCAGAGUCUUUAAAAGUUGUUGAUUUAGCAGAGCAGUAUCCAAUAUCUGGAAAAGUAAAUGAAAAUAUAAGGCAAGCCUGUGUCGAGCAUAGGCAUGCAAAUAUGCGAGGUCAAGGAGAAUAUACACCAUGGUUCAAUAGGUUCGGACAUCCAACACACUACCUUGUUCGAGUUGCACGAUUCACAUCUAGUACGGAAAACAUUUUGCAUGUCGAAGUGGAAAAUGAUGUGAGAAAGAAAAAAGAUGGGCACCUAUUGUACUUCUACGAUAUCUUCUUGAGAAAUCGAGAUAUUAGUUGUGCAAUUAUAGGUAAGUUUACACAAGGUGGCAAGAUUGAUGAAAAACGCCUUACUCAUCGACUUGUAACAGAUGAAG
Racocetra persica is the source of this 426-nucleotide messenger RNA. NCBI's taxonomy places the organism in Eukaryota, Fungi, Glomeromycota, Glomeromycetes, Diversisporales, Gigasporaceae. The record is from the annotation of a GenBank genome assembly.